This is a messenger RNA of Diorhabda carinulata, 2156 nucleotides long. RefSeq names its product E3 ubiquitin-protein ligase rnf146-like. Gene Ontology annotation, biological process: ubiquitin-dependent protein catabolic process; Wnt signaling pathway. Bases 750 to 1424 code for a protein of 224 amino acids. Gene Ontology annotation, cellular component: nucleus; cytoplasm. The record is from RefSeq and is a predicted model, not a curated record. Gene Ontology annotation, molecular function: ubiquitin protein ligase activity; poly-ADP-D-ribose binding; zinc ion binding. NCBI's taxonomy places the organism in Eukaryota, Metazoa, Arthropoda, Insecta, Coleoptera, Chrysomelidae. The transcript is spliced from 4 exons.
ACUUUUCUAGUGUAGUUUGUAGUCGCAGAUACCCUGAACGACUUCUUUGAGAGAAAGAUUGACAGAAUUUGUACGUGCUCAUGAGUGUUUAUAUAACAAACAGUCGGCUGAAUACAAGAGAACUAAAAUUUGGCAGAAUAUAGAGAAUAAUUUUACCAUUUGAAAAUUCUAUAAUAAGAACUAGUGAUUAACUUCCUGAUGUAAUCGACAAUCAGGUUUUCUUAUUGAAUGUUUUGUUAAAUCUCUGCUCGAUAAGUUCAAAUGUUGAUAAUGUAAAACCCGAUUUAUUCAUCUAUGUUUAAAAACCCUAGAUAUUUAUAUUCAAAUUUAGGGGUCUUACCAACCAACGCCGUGUCAAAUGUCUCUUUGUUUAUAUUUGUCUACACAUUUCAUACAGUGAAAUAAAUUUAUAAUACAUUAUGAAUAAUUAUAAAUCGUUGAUCACCGCUCAAUAAAGGUUAGGUUUAUAAGUUAAUCAGCAUCUUAAUCGCGUUCAUUCUCUGCACCGCUUAACUGUUUUCAAUUUUGAAACUUUCGGUAAUUAUCUCAAACGCUUAGUGGAACGCAUCCAUAUAGUUCAGUGUUUUAACACUGUUAACGCCACAAAACAUACCAAUAAACCAUAGAUCUUUGGGUAUGUUCUGUCGUUAACGCUAGUCAAAUUAAAAGGGGUUUAAGGAUUUUGCCAUAUUUGUUUUUAAAAAAUAUAUUUGCAGUUUUGCUUUUACAAGUAUAAAAAUAUUUUGACGAUGGCGGAAGCUGUUGAAAUUUCAGAAAACAAAUCGAGUCAUAAUAAAGAAAAAGGUGAAAAUAUGGAAUGUGCGGUUUGCCUACAAAAAUGUAUUCAUCCAGCCAAACUGCCUUGCGGACACAUUUUUUGUUUUUUAUGUGUGAAAGGAUUCGCAAAUCAGAACAAGAAAUGUGCGAUGUGCAGACAAGAAAUACCUAGAGAUUUUAUAGAACAACCAAACUUAUUAGAACCAGUAUUAUUAGAUAAAACUGUAACUUUUGAUGAUGGAUUUCAAUGGUUUUACGAAGGAAGAAACGGUUGGUGGCAAUACGAUGAACGUACAAGCAAAGAUCUGGAAAAUUCUUAUAAAAAUAAUGAGAAAACCUGUGAAUUAUUGAUCGCAGGUUUUUUGUAUAUAGUAGAUUUGGAAAAUAUGUUGCAGAUUAGACGUAACGAUCCAUCUAGGAGGCGUAGAAUCAAAAGAGAUUUUGCGUCUGUACCUAAAAAAGGAGUUGCUGGUCUACACGGUAACAAACAGACUAAUUAUGACGAAAAUCCUAAUGAAUUUGAUGAAGUUAAUACUAACGAGAUAGAUAUAAAUUUAAAUGAACAAGAAGUACAAAUUUCCGGAGAAGUUGAAUUAGAAGAAACUUUAGAUAUGCUAAAUGAUCUGCAUCUAAAUGAUAAUCAAUGAUAAAUUGAUUAUUAUUCAUAAAAUAAUAAAAUUGGCAAGAAAAAUCUAAAUAUAUCUAAUCUAAAUAGAAAUUAACCGAAAUUACGUGAAAAAAAUUCAGUGUUACAAUUGAUAAAAAGCGGCCAAGUCGGAUCUGUGUAUAAACAUUAGUUUUGUUCGUGAAUCUGAUUAUCUUUGUUCGCGUUCGAGCUUGAUUCGGAAUCAGUGUAGGAAACAAAUUAAUUCAGUUUUAAAUUUUCAAUGACAGUUCUGUAGUCGCGUUCUAAAUUAAUUCCAAUAAUCGAUAGCUUUGUUCGCUAGUUUGAUUCGGAAUUAGGAACCUAUCGCACGUAUAUUUUAAAAAUUGUAGCACGCGUGUCGUUCAGUUCUGCAUUUUUAUUGACAGUUCCGUGUUUAUUUUUGUGAUUUUUACCAUUACCUAACCUCUAAUCUAUAUGUUUUUCUAUGUGCUUCUAGUAAGCCACAUGUCAAAGUAGACGUUUUUAAAUUGUUCAGAACGUAUUUUGAACAAAGAAUGCGCCUUUGAAGCGUUCAGAACUUAUUGGGAAUGUGUUCAAAUUAAUUCAGCAUAUACUGAAUUAUAAGACGAAAAUAUUUAUUUUAUAAAUAGAAUUAAAGUUUCUGUAGAUUAAUAAAUUAUAUUUGGAAAAAAUAUAUUUUUGUAACUGUUUGUUUAAAAAUAUUUAUAAUUCACGUGAAUUAUUUUAAAUUACAAUAUAAAAUGUUUGCAAA